CAUUUUCACAUCAGAAAAUAUCUAAGUAAUUAUCUGCUCAAAAGAGUUCGCUGUGUAUAUAGACAACAGCGUCGAAAAUGAGCUCGCAGUUAUGGAGCUCCACAGUAUAUGUUCUGCUUCGUCUGCUUGUAAUGUGCUUUCUUGGGUACAACGUCGUGUUUUCCUUUGGGAGAAAAACUAUAGAUAUAGGUCUGGUAUUAGGAACAUAAGUAUCCUGCUGAAUGCCAAACUGGAAAAAGGAUAUUCCUUAGAGAGUGUCAGAGGGCGCAUUAAUUGUUUGAAUAAACCGGAGAGUGAUGGCAGCUCUCCACCCCAAACUAUUGGAAGCGGUGCAAAGGUGAUUUAUGCUGCUGCUCCUGCCUUGGGUCACAAUAAGGAAUCGCAUCCAGAAUGCAACUCCAGAGUUCCUGCAAUUCUGAAUGCUCUGGAGAAGAUGGAGUUGACUUCAAAGCACCGAGGUUCUGAUAUCAUUGAACUGCAAACAUUUAGACCUGCUACAAUAGAUGACAUAACAAGUGUUCAUGCCAGGGCCUAUGUCUCAGGCCUUGAGAAGGCUAUGGAUCAGGCUUCAGAGGAAGGUCUAAUUUUUAUUGAUGGAUCUGGACCAACUUAUGCCACUUCAACAACAUUCCAAGAGUCCUUAAUGGCAGCUGGAGCUGGUAUUUCUGUGCUUGAUUCAGUGGUAGCUGCAUCGAGAGUCAGUCAGGACCCUCCCGUUGGUUUUGCACUCAUACGGCCCCCAGGGCAUCAUGCUAUUCCCAAGGGGGCCAUGGGAUUUUGCGUGUUUGGAAAUAUUGCCAUUGCAGCACGCUAUGCUCAGCGUGUGCAUGGGCUCAAGCGUGUUUUUAUCAUUGACUUUGAUGUUCAUCAUGGAAAUGGAACCAAUGAUGCCUUCUAUGAGGAUCCAGAUGUAUUUUUUCUUUCAACUCACCAGGAUGGAAGUUACCCUGGUACAGGAAAGAUAGACCAGAUUGGUGCUGGGCAAGGUGAAGGAUCAACAUUAAAUCUACCUUUACCGGGAGGAUCGGGUGAUACAGCCAUGCGAAAGGUGUUUGAUGAUGUUAUUGUACCAUGUGCACAAAGGUUCAAACCAGAUAUAAUCCUUGUCUCAGCAGGAUAUGAUGCACACAUGUUGGAUCCCCUAGCCCAUCUGCAAUUUACAACAGGAACAUAUUACAUGCUCGCUUCCAACAUUAAGCAACUGGCGAAAGAUCUGUGUGGGGGACGUUGCGUUUUUUUCUUGGAAGGAGGAUACAAUCUCGACUCUCUUUCCCAUUCGGUGGCAGACUCAUUUCGUGCUUUUCUUGGGGAACCAAGCUUGGCUACAAUGGUGGAUGAUCUUUCUUUCUUAUAUGAAGAACCAUCUACCAAAAUAAAGCAAGCAAUACAGAAAAUCAAGCACAUACAUUCUCUCUGAACAGAGUUCAGAUGAGGUAGAUGAUAGUCUGGACAGUGAGUCCAAGGAGCAUCAAAAUUGCCAACAACAACACAAACACAAUUCCAUACCCUACCCUCCCUGAAAAUCCACCUCCAUAGCCGAGCACCACAAAGUACUCAAACCCUGUCUGAAUUCCAAAGAAAAGCGUGUUCAGAAGCAUGAAAAUGAUGGCAGAUAUACCCAGUUUACCCUUGAUCAGGCCCUUGCUCUUGAUGAUGGCUUCCAGGCCAUGCACAUCUUCAAGCACAGACACCACACUGGCUAGAUGAUAUAUAACCGUGAUAUACACAAACCCCGCCAUGUACAUUAGCGUUAGAAGUAGAGCACCAAACAAUCCAAAUCCCCUAGGCCCCAUCAUUAUCAGCCAGAGAACUAGAAUGGAAAGAGUCAGGAUGUUGUAAGCAAAAAGAAUGAGAAAACUCCAGAGGAAAGUUACCAUGAGGCGUUUCCAGACCUUAGGGACAACAGAUAUGACCUUCUUGAAGGAAAUGUCCUUGGAGGUGUAGAUGCAGGCAAUGGUGUAGACAACCGCGGAGGUGGAGAGGAGGGCAAGGAUGAGGAAGAAGAUGAAGUAGGCUAUCUUGAAGAACCAGAAGGCGGUCCAUUCAGAGGAAAGGACAUCAGAGAUCUUGUCGUACGUCUGGGUGCCCUCUUGGAUCCUGUCGAGAAUAUAUUCAUCACGGAGGAUGUCGGUGAAGAUGAUAUCAGAUAUCUCAAUAUGUGCUAGGUAAAUGAAGGAGAGAGGGACGAUCAUGACUGCUGUUAUCUGAAAGAAAAUCUUCUUCAAUGCUGAAACCAGGGUGAAUGAUUCUUUGAAUAUGCCGAAGAACCCAAGAAACUGAAUCUCAUCUUGUUCCUUAUCCAUUAGAGUAUAAUCAGAUAUCAGAUGAACAAAGGAAUAACCCAGAAUGGAUAUGGAAGAUAAGGUUUUUUCUUUAUAAUCUAUCCAGGUAUAUUGAGGAAGGAAGAUGAAAUGAUCUAUAAUUGGUUUAAUCCCCAAAAGAAAAAUGGAAAAUCAUGAGCAGACAAAGACCUGUUAGUUACAAAAGGUGACAUCAGGUUCCAUCUUAUUCUUUAGUCUAAUUGAACUCUUUACCGCCGCGUAUUGAGGAACACAAAUGCCAUUCAUGCAAAUUGACAUGUGAAUCUCAAAUUAGGAACUGAAUUUGAUACCUAAUCCACUUUCCACCUUCACCAUUUCUAUAAACCAUCAAAUAUUCAACUCCAAUAUUAUUAAUAUUUUUCUCUCCCAUCACAUUACAGCUCCAAAACAUCACCAUCAUAGUAUAUUGUUAUAGGGUAAUCUUAGAGUUCGUCCGAGUGUUGGUCAUGCUCACUUUUCGUUCUUAAGUUAUCAUUGCACUUUUCAUUCUUUCGUGCUCACUUUUUGUCCAUGAGUUGUACUAAAACUGUAAAUUUUGUUCAUAAUGUAAUAAUGUUUUAUUAA
Molecule: messenger RNA, 2885 nt
Organism: Ipomoea triloba (trilobed morning glory)
Lineage: Eukaryota; Viridiplantae; Streptophyta; Magnoliopsida; Solanales; Convolvulaceae
Product: histone deacetylase 14
Exons: 10
Coding region: 92-1417 (441 amino acids)
Biological process (GO): chromatin organization
Cellular component (GO): histone deacetylase complex
Molecular function (GO): histone deacetylase activity
Source: RefSeq, a predicted model, not a curated record